Molecule: messenger RNA, 3078 nt
Organism: Cataglyphis hispanica
Lineage: Eukaryota; Metazoa; Arthropoda; Insecta; Hymenoptera; Formicidae
Gene: PGAP1
Product: GPI inositol-deacylase
Exons: 11
Coding region: 135-2816 (893 amino acids)
Biological process (GO): GPI anchor metabolic process; endoplasmic reticulum to Golgi vesicle-mediated transport
Cellular component (GO): endoplasmic reticulum
Molecular function (GO): phosphatidylinositol deacylase activity
Source: RefSeq, a predicted model, not a curated record
UUUUUGUUUCCGUUUAUCUUAAUAUAUAUUAUCGAAUAAUAUAAUUUACACAUAUAUUCCUCGUUAAGUUUAUAUAUAUAACUUGAAUUAUAACCGACGAUAAACUUUUAGGAGGCUCGAAAAGAUUAUUCGAGAUGGUUUCAAUGAAAUGGAUAAUGAUUUAUGGUUCAUUGGUGCCAUUCUUUGCAAUGGUCACUUUACUCUACAUUCUUGGAGUCGCGAGAUACAUUACCGAUUUUGAAGAGAAUACAUGCGAGAUGACAUAUAUGUUUGAGUAUCCACAGUAUGUGAGAAUAUCUUUGAACAAUGAUAUCGAGGAGAAAUAUCCACGGUUUGGACUAUAUGCCUAUGGAGAAGGUUUUGUAACAGAAAAAUUGAGAAGAAUGCAUUUUUCUGGAAUACCAGUUCUUUUUAUACCAGGCAAUGCUGGAUCUCAUGAGCAAGUACGUUCCAUUGCUUCAGUAAGUUUAAGAAAAAGCCGAAAAACUCCCUUCCAUUUUGAUUUUUUCACCAUUUCAUUCAACAAGGAUUAUUCUGCAUUGUAUGGAGGUGUGCUUAUGGAACAGACUGUAUAUGUCUCGCAUUGUAUAAAAGCAAUAUUAGCUCUAUAUAAGGAUAAGAUGGAUAGUGUUGUGCUAAUUGGUCAUUCUAUGGGUGGUGUCAUAGCAAAAGGAGCUCUUUUACUAGCGCCGAAUAUGAACGCUUCAUUUGCAAGUAUUAUAAUAAACUUGGCUACACCGCAUACUCCAGCCUUGGUUCUCGAUAAUAUAUUUGCCAAUUAUUAUAAGGAAUUGGAGAAACAUUUGUACAAACUUAAGGAUGCAGGAGUGAAGGUAAUAUCUAUUGGAGGUGGACCGCGCGACAUACUUGUAACCGCUGCGCAAACUUACGAUCGUACAGCAGAUAUAAAUGUCCUUUCUACGAGUGUACCGGCUGUUUGGAAAUCUACCGAUCAUUUGAGUAUUUUAUGGUGUAAACAAUUGGUGUUCGUGAUCGUACGUGCACUGUUUGAUGCUGUAGAUCAGUUGAAAAAACCAUUUAAAAUUACGUCGAAUCCUGAUUUGAAAAUGCAAGCCCUGUCUUAUCAUUUCUUACAACAUAGUUCAGGCAAGAAGCUGUAUCAUUAUAAGGAAAAAAUUCAGUUCAAAAACAAUAGUGAAUGGAUAAAUAUUCCAUCUGAGCAAUAUGUCUGGAGUAAUAAGAAUGGACCUAAAAAAUUAUCUACUGUAUAUCUGGUGGUAGAAUUAUUUCACAAAUCCGAUUUUCUAACCAUUGAUGCAAUAAACUUGGAAAACAAGGAUUGGCUACUUAUGUGUACGAAAUCCAAGAAGCAAGAUGAAAAAAGAAUUUGUGAAUGGGGUUGGAAUUGGACGAAUAAUACGAGAAUUUUAAUUGAUCCUUUAAAUCGAUUGAGAAAAACUGUUGAUUUAGAUCUGAAAGAAAUAAGUUAUAUGGGUAUUACGCAUGUUAUUGUAAGGAUAACUCCAGAAGAUUUGAAUAAACAUCUUAUAGUCGGCUUUGAUUCUUAUUAUCACGACACUCGAGUAGAAACUACAAAAAAUAAAUUCUUUCAUCCUAAAUAUCUUUUUGGCUUCUAUGGAUCUAACUUGAUCGAAACCGUCAAGGGAAAUAUAAGAUAUUACGUGACGCUUUCUAACAUCAUAGACGCAGUUACAAUUGAAUUGAAAUCGACAGAUUGUGUCAAGCAUCAUGCUGUUGUUGAAUUGCUAGAACCAUGGAAUGCAGGGUCGACUCAAUCGAGAUUUUUCAUGAAUAUGGAUGACGGCCCAAAAACGAUAAAAAUGCAAACUCUUUAUGGACGUCGCAAUGAAACGGCAAGUUUAAGAUUAACAUUAGAUCCAGAGUGCAGUUAUGCGAUUAAUAUUCAACCCGCUGGAAUCAUCGAUAAAAUCUCUUGUAGAAUACGGGAUCGUUGGCCGUUGCUUUAUCUAACAAUAAUCAGUUUACUUUUACUGUUCGUUUCUAUAAGAAUACGUAGUUCAGACAUGCUACCAACUGUAAUUGUUACCAUAAUAUUGUCUUUUAUUUUCAAUGUUACUUAUGAAGCUUGCAUUGCUUUAUGUAUCAUCAGCAUAUCUGCCAUUGCUGUAUGCUGCUGUGUCAUAUUUCUCGGUUCCGUUGCACAUGGAAUAGCAGUCAAAUUUUUAGCACGUGCAAUAACUUUCUCAACAACAUGGUCAGAUUGGUUACUGAACGGUCUAAAUCAGCUACCAUUUAUUACAACUAUUCUCAUAUUAUCCCUAAUUCCAGCAACAUGUGGGGCUUUGGCUAUGGUCGUUACAGUAUUUUUGUAUUUUUUGAAAUUAACAAGGAUGUACGAAGAUUAUUUGGAGGAGAUAUUAAUGGCCUCGCUGCAGCAUUUUGAGUGGUUUAAACGUUUUAAGAGUGUAAGAGAAGAAAACAAUAGAAGCACCAGUGAAGAAAUAUAUAAUCAUCUUAUCUUGUUCCUAUUGUGGACUUUUGCUGCAAUCCCAGCAAUUCCAUCUGUCUUAGUUUGGGCGAAAAAUUUCAGCUAUGACAUGAGACUCACUUCAGAAGAUCCUGUAUUUCUAACAAGCUGGAUAAUAUUAACUAUGUGUAGUACAUUGGGUAUUGUACACAUCUACCCUAAAAAUGAGGGGAUUUGCUCGCUUAUAUUAAGCAGUGUAUUACGUCUUGCGAGCUGGGUCAUUCUUUCAAUGACGGCAGCUCCACGUCCAUUCUUUUACCACUGGUGUAUGCCACCAAUCACAGCCGCGAUAGUAAUACUCAUCACAUUUAAUUCUAUGAUUCCUAAAACUAGCCUAUCUUAUUAAGAGAUAAUAACUUGCAGAAAUAUUAUGUAAAUAUAACGAAAUAUUAUGUUUAUGUAAGUCUUCUCACCGUCCAUCAAUAAUUUUGUACAAAAAGAUCUGAACUCAUAGUCAUGACUAUAUUAUUUAAAAUUUGUUAUGUUUCAAAUAUUAGAUUGAGGAAUGCAAAAAGUAUUAUCUUAUAAAAAUAGUCAAAAUAUGUAAUGUGUAAUAAAAAUCUCUUUAAGGCAGCUCAUUUAAUGACACUUUAACAAUAAUUAUGAAU